AUACUCAGCCGGCCACUUCGAAUGUUCUCACUUACUGCAUCCUUCACCACACUUCACGUAUCGRUAACUAAUUGGAAUGUCUUGCCUUUGUAAUAGAGUCUUUAUAACUGGAGCCAACCGUGGCAUUGGCUUAGAGCUUGUCAAGGCAUUUCUUAACCUAUCACCAGCUCCAGAACAUGUUAUCGCUACAGCGCGAAGUCCCGAGUCUGCCUCAGACUUGAAGCAGCUGCAGUCGAACCAUAGCAACCUACACGUUCUACAACUAGAUGUCACUGAUUUCGAYUCCUUUCCUAAAGUCGUGGAACAAGUUKCAGAGAUUCUYGAUGGAAAAGGASUGAAUGUUUUGCUGAACAAYGCAGGAAUASUUGAGCGAUCUCCGAUUGGUGAGGUYACUGUAGAUUCCAUGGUCAACCUUUACAAAACAAAUACCGUGGCUCCUCUCAUGCUGGUGCAGGCAUUCCUACCACUGUUGAAGAAAGCAGCCGCAGAUACUGACGACAAAAGYAGUCUUAAAGCCUGGAUACUAAAUAUGUCUUCUUUUCUUGCUUCKGUGGAGGAUAAUGAUAUUGGUGGCUUGUACUCUUAUCGYGCAAGUAAAGCAGCAUUGAAUGUGAUCAACAAGUCGUUAAGCAUCGACCUGAAGCCUUUUGGAAUAAUGGCCRUUGUACUUCAUCCWGGSUGGGUACAGACAGAAAUGGGAGGUCCGGGAGCGCUUAUCUCCACGACAGAGAGYGUYACGGGAUUGAUGAAAGUUAUUACAUCACUUGAUGAAACCAAAACUGGAAUGUUCUUGGACUAUAGAGGAGAUAUUGUGCGUUGGUAGAAUGGAUGACUUGAAUAUCAACAACAGCACAAUUUCUUACUAGUAUUGAAGCAGGACUCAUAAAUGUACAUUUGAAAAAAAUAAKAAAAAAUAUUGUAAAAGGUAAUGAUAAAGGAAUUUUCUUUUAAAAUUAAAGCAAAAUGUAUUAUUUUGAUUUGCACUGCCAGUAUUUUGCUUGCYCUCUAGAAAUACAUCAAGACUGGAAAUAAUCUGAAUAAACUAGCUUUUAUACAA
This is a messenger RNA of Exaiptasia diaphana, 1057 nucleotides long. RefSeq names its product C-factor. The record is from RefSeq and is a predicted model, not a curated record. The coding region runs from base 77 to 823 and encodes 248 amino acids. The transcript has a single exon. Lineage: Eukaryota; Metazoa; Cnidaria; Anthozoa; Actiniaria; Aiptasiidae. Gene Ontology annotation, molecular function: oxidoreductase activity, acting on the CH-OH group of donors, NAD or NADP as acceptor.